Messenger RNA from Synchiropus splendidus (mandarinfish), 4131 nucleotides. It is a transcript of the gene ctnna2, whose product is annotated as catenin (cadherin-associated protein), alpha 2. Gene Ontology annotation, cellular component: actin cytoskeleton; adherens junction; catenin complex. NCBI's taxonomy places the organism in Eukaryota, Metazoa, Chordata, Actinopteri, Syngnathiformes, Callionymidae. Gene Ontology annotation, biological process: cell-cell adhesion; cell migration. The record is from RefSeq and is a predicted model, not a curated record. The transcript has 18 exons. Bases 333 to 3050 code for a protein of 905 amino acids. Gene Ontology annotation, molecular function: structural molecule activity; cadherin binding; beta-catenin binding.
GAUCCUGCACACUAUAUUGCAAGGCUGUCGGUGGUACUAGCGCAUCAACAUCUGCGCCUGUCAGUUGGCUGUUAUCGUAGGAGCAGUGUUCGGGCUCAUUAUUUGGCAGAGAGCAGUAGGUGGAGAGGACGGUCUAUCCGAGAGAGACGCCUCAGAUUCAGCACCAGUAGAUUGAGGAUAGCAUCCGGAGAGUCGCCGAAUAUUUUUGCUCUUUCACCGUGGAUCAACUCAAACAAGGAGUAGCCCGUUUAUUCUGGAGGCAAACAUUCAGGACAAGCAGCGCGUUGCACACACUUUCUGGACCUGCUCACGGUGUUUAGGGACUAAAGACCAUGACAUCCGCCACCUCCCCGAUCCUUUUGAAAUGGGACCCCAAGAGUCUUGAAAUCCGAACCCUGACUGUUGAAAGGCUUCUGGAGCCGCUGGUCACACAGGUGACUACACUGGUGAACACAAGCAAUAAAGGACCAUCCAGUAAGAAGAAAGGGCGCUCCAAGAAAGCGCACGUCCUUGCUGGGUCAGUUGAGCAAGCGACACAGAACUUUCUGGAGAAGGGUGAACAGAUUGCUAAAGACAGCCAGGACCUGAAGGAGGAGCUGAUAGCUGCUGUCGAAGAUGUUCGUAAGCAAGGAGAAACAAUGCGGGUUGCUUCAUCAGAGUUUGCUGAUGACCCGUGUUCCUCCGUAAAACGUGGCACCAUGGUGAGGGCCGCUCGCGCCUUGCUCUCUGCUGUUACCCGCCUGCUGAUCCUCGCAGACAUGGCCGAUGUUAUGCGGCUCUUGGCUCACCUCAAAAUUGUUGAAGAAGCACUGGAGGGCGUGAAGAAUGCGACAAAUGAGCAGGACCUGGCCAACCGCUUCAAGGAAUUUGGAAAAGAAAUGGUGAAGCUCAAUUACGUCGCUGCCCGGAGACAGCAGGAGCUGAAAGACCCUCAGUGUCGAGAUGAAAUGGCUGCUGCUCGAGGGGCUCUCAAGAAGAACGCCACCAUGCUGUACACAGCAUCACAGGCCUUCCUUCGCCACCCUGACGUCGCUGCCACACGGGCAAAUCGCGAUUAUGUAUUCAAGCAAGUGCAGGAGGCAAUUGGAGGCAUCUCAAGUGCCUCCCAGGCGACUUCACCCACUGAUGAGAAGCAUGGUCACGCUGGCAUUGGAGAGCUCGCAGCUGCCCUCAACGAAUUUGACAACAAGAUUAUCCUGGACCCUUUAACGUUCAGCGAGGCACGCUUCCGGCCUUCUCUGGAGGAGCGCUUGGAGAGCAUCAUCAGUGGCGCUGCUCUCAUGGCAGACUCCUCAUGCACACGCGACGACCGGCGUGAGCGCAUCGUGGCCGAGUGCAAUGCCGUCCGACAGGCCCUUCAGGACCUUCUCAGCGAGUACAUGAACAAUACUGGGAGGAAGGAGAAAGGAGACCCCCUGAACUCGGCUAUCGACAAGAUGACCAAAAAGACAAGGGACUUGCGUCGACAGCUGAGGAAGGCAGUGAUGGACCACAUCUCCGACUCUUUCCUGGAGACCAACGUUCCUCUGUUGGUGCUUAUUGAAGCAGCGAAGAGUGGGAACGAGAAGGAGGUCAAGGAGUACGCUCAGGUGUUUCGUGAACAUGCCAACAAGCUUGUUGAGGUUGCCAACUUGGCUUGCUCCAUCUCCAACAAUGAAGAAGGUGUGAAGUUGGUGCGGAUGGCUGCCACCCAAAUUGACAGUUUAUGUCCGCAGGUUAUAAACGCUGCCCUGACUUUGGCGGCGCGUCCUCAGAGCAAAGUGGCUCAGGACAACAUGGAUGUUUUCAAGGAUCAGUGGGAGAAGCAGGUUCGGAUUCUGACCGAAGCUGUUGAUGACAUCACCUCCGUGGAUGACUUCUUGUCUGUGUCAGAAAAUCACAUCCUUGAAGACGUGAACAAGUGUGUGAUUGCCCUGCAAGAGGGAGACGUGGACACUCUCGACCGAACCGCCGGAGCCAUCAGGGGCCGCGCUGCUCGCGUGGUCCACAUCAUUAAUGCGGAAAUGGAGAACUAUGAGCCUGGGGUGUACACUGAGCGGGUGCUGGAGUCCAUCAAGCUGCUGUCUGAAACUGUCAUGCCCAGAUUUGCCGAACAGGUGGAAGUGGCCAUCGAAGCCCUGAGUACAAACCCUCCUCAGGCCUUUGAGGAGAAUGAGUUCAUCGAUGCCUCGCGCCUGGUCUACGAUGGCGUCCGUGACAUCAGGAAAGCUGUCCUCAUGAUACGGACGCCAGAAGAGCUUGAAGACGACUCCGACUUUGAGCAGGAGGACUACGAUACCCGCAGCAGGACCAGCGUCCAGACUGAAGAUGACCAGCUGAUAGCUGGACAGAGCGCCAGGGCUAUCAUGGCUCAACUUCCACAGGAAGAGAAGGCCAAGAUUGCCGAGCAGGUGGAGAGUUUCAGACAAGAGAAGUGCAAGCUGGAUGCUGAGGUGGCCAAGUGGGACGACAAUGGAAACGACAUCAUUGUUCUGGCCAAGCAGAUGUGCAUGAUCAUGAUGGAGAUGACAGACUUCACCAGAGGGAAAGGCCCCCUGAAGAACUCCUCAGAUGUGAUCAAUGCAGCAAAGAAGAUUGCAGAGGCCGGUUCCAGGAUGGACAAAUUGGCUCGUGCCGUUGCAGAUCAGUGCCCCGAUUCCGCCUGCAAACAAGAUCUCCUGGCCUACUUGCAGAGAAUCGCGCUCUACUGUCACCAACUCAACAUCUGCAGCAAAGUCAAAGCUGAAGUUCAGAAUCUGGGCGGAGAGCUCAUCGUCUCUGGGCUGGACAGCGCCACCUCUCUCAUCCAGGCCGCCAAGAACCUCAUGAACGCCGUGGUGCUGACUGUCAAAGCCUCUUACGUGGCCUCCACCAAGUACCAGAAGGUGUACGGAACUGCAGCAGUUAACUCUCCCGUGGUGUCCUGGCGGAUGAAGGCUCCUGAGAAGAAGCCGCUGGUAAAGCGGGAGAAGCCAGAAGAGUGUCAGACCCGUGUCCGGCGGGGAUCCCAGAAGAAACACAUCUCCCCUGUCCAGGCCCUCAGUGAAUUCAAGGCCAUGGACUCCUUCUAAAUAAACCCAUGAGAAAAGAAGAAAAAAAGACGACAACAACAUGAUGGUGGCAAGUUGAAAAAAAAGUACCUUUUUACGUUGUGUUAACCCAAGUGUUUGCCCCUUGUGUACUUGUUGAUACCUCAGGAGGACUCGUACUUGUCAACUGCCACACUCCUGUGGGGACUGUGGGUCUCGCAACUCACAAACAAACUCUAUUUAUCGAUCUUAUUGUAGCUUAUUGUAUGAGAGCCAAACUGUGACAAAACAUGCAAAAUAAAAAAGGAAAAAAAAAAAAGUAUCUUAUGAGCGGAGAGAGUAGCAUUUGAAAAAAAAUACCCGUGGCAGUUGAUAUUCUAGCUUUAUCAUUAACGUGCUACUGACUGGCUGCUUGUACACACAUUUAAAGGCUUGGAAUGGAUCGCUCUUACGCACUGAGGCGCGUGUAUCGUUUCUUAGUUCAGUCUUCACCAGAAUAUUCUUUUCAACGGGAAAACGUCUCCACCGCAUUGAAAGGCAAACUUGAGUCAAUAGCUAUGAGUUGAGGAUUGAUGCGAUGUUCAAAGUCAUCCCAAUUUAGCCACUUCAAAGAGAUUGUUUUUCCCCUGUUGGCCCUCAGCCAGCCGCACAGCAUGGGGUCAAAUAUUAACUCUGUGUCCGGCCAUCUGUUCUUUUGCUCAUAGUGUUUUAGUUCAUUUUACCGCUGACGUUUUGAAACAUGAUCCUAAAUGGCAUUUCAAAUGAAUGAAUUUUGAACCCUCAAGUUAUACACUGCCCUCCAGUCCGUCGUCUUCACGCCGCUUCAAUUUGUUUUUUAUUGGACUAUGAACCUGUGCUUUGUUUCAGUAAUAUCCUUGUUGCCGAUGAUCUGGCCGAGUCAUGUUCUGUUGUCCCUGAAGCACACUUAUGGUCCUACUGUAUUGCCUUUUUUUUAUGGAUUUUAUUUAAUGAUUGCAUCACUAACCAUGAUGAACUUGAAAGUUGUGUAGCUUAUAAAUAUAGACGACGAGGGUUGAGUAGUUGUGGUUUGCUCAGAGAAUAGAAUCCCUCCACACAGUACCUUUAUAUCCAUCCUUCUCUAAUAAAUACUCCCUUCAACUUC